Molecule: messenger RNA, 3752 nt
Organism: Octopus sinensis (East Asian common octopus)
Lineage: Eukaryota; Metazoa; Mollusca; Cephalopoda; Octopoda; Octopodidae
Product: ankyrin repeat and MYND domain-containing protein 1-like
Exons: 19
Coding region: 119-3520 (1133 amino acids)
Molecular function (GO): protein binding
Source: RefSeq, a predicted model, not a curated record
CAACAUCAGUUUACCGCGUUCAAUGUGAUUUAAUUGUUUAUGUAAUAAUUCACAAGACAACAUGCUUGAAACUGACAAUUAAUCAGCUGUUUUGCCUGAUACAUCCCCAAGGUGUAAGAUGAAUUCAGAGUUACCACCUCUCUCUAGUGCAAGCAGCUUUACAGAUCUCUCUGAUAAUAAGGAUGGAGAUGUUACUGAAAUUCAUUAUAAAAGUGGCAGUGUUUACAAAGGUAUGGUCAAAAAUAAUCAUAGAAGUGGAAAAGGAAUUUUCACCUGGACUGAUGGUUCUUGGUACGAUGGAGAAUAUCUUGAUAACAAACGCUCAGGCUAUGGUAAACAGCUUUUCAGAGAUGGUAGUUUAUAUGAAGGAGAAUUUCUAAAUGAUUUGCGUGAAGGCAUAGGAACACAAACAUACAUCAGUAAGGAGGUAUAUGAAGGCAGUUUCUACAAAGAUUUUCGACAUGGCAAUGGGAAGUAUUUUUGGCCAGAAUCAACACAAUUUAAAGGAAUGUUUUAUCUCAGUAAAAAAGAAGGUUAUGGCACUUUUACUUCCAAAAAUGGCAAUGUGUUCGAGGGUUUAUAUAAAGAAGAUGAAAGACUUGGACCUGGCAUUCUUUCCUACAGCUCUUCAAAUCUUCAAGAUGUUGGUUUAUGGCACGGAGAGAAAUUAAUUCGGAUCGCUUUUACCCUUUGUGGGGGUUUCACUUUGCUUCAACAUUCACACUGCAUCCGUUUACUUCAAGAGAAAGGCCAUAGGAUUCAUAUGGCUGAUUGCUGGAAGACAGAUACAUUGUUUGAAGAAAUGUGUCAGGAAAACACUUAUUAUGAUAUUUUGUCUAGCACACAGCUGUCUGAGAAACUGAAAGACAUUUAUAUUGAUUACCAAGACAAAAGCAGUUGGAAAAUCAACUAUGAUACCUUCAAUGAAAAUUUUGUUUCAGCUGCCAAAGGAACCUUGGAUCUAAAUGACAGUAGAGGAUUAUGGAAUCUGACACCAUUUCUUGUGGAAUUACAGAAUCAUAGCUUAAAACAUUCCUUUAAACAGGAUCUGAUAAAAGUUAAUGCCAUAUUUCAUUACGAUCGAGAGAAAUUCUUGGCAAAGGGCAUAAUGGAGAGGAGUUCUGAGACAUUGCUAAAAAGUGCAUUUGCAGGAGAUCACGAACUGGUUGAAGCAAUCUUAGAAGAAAAUAUUGUAAGCCCAGAUGUUAGUGACAGAUAUGGUAUACAUUCUCUGAUAAUAGCUACAUCUAUAGGAAAUGAUGAAAUCAUUGAAAUACUGCUCAACUGUGGUGCUAAUGUUAACCAACUUAGUGAUGAAGGAUGUUCUGCCCUCACCGUUGGGAUUAUUCACUGUUACCCAUCCCACCUAUUUCCGGAGAACAUCCAAAUACAUAAAGUAGGCUAUCUUCCAAACUACAGUGUGGGCCGAGAAAAUGAGAAACCAUGCAUACCUCUGUGUUAUUCAAAUAUUUUUGAUAUUAAUGAUACUCUUUUCUGGCCUGAAUCAAUGGAUCACACUGUGGAUCUCCCUUCACAAACUUCUGCAACAAUUAUUUCUAAACUGAUAGCAGCUGACAACAAAGGUGGCCAAUGGCAAGACUCUGCAGUAAUGAGUACAUUGUUAUCGAAACAAUCAAAUUAUCUACAAAAAGACUCUAAUUAUAUACGCAAGUCACUCCCUGACAAUAACAAAUUAUCCCCAAAUGUAGCUGCUUAUGAUGAGACAGCUGAUGAGAGAAAUACCAAAAGUUUAACUUUGCAAACUGAUUUUGCAGGGAAUAAAAUGGUAGAUGUUAAAGAUGCAUCAGGGACACAUGUAGAACUUAAAGCAGAGGAUUUAAUUUCUAAAUUAGAAGGGAAAAAGGGCAAGUCAGAAACACUUAAUGUCCCAGGUGCAUCACUAAAAGAUACUGGCAGUAAUGUAAAAUUGCCCAAAAAGGUUUCAUUCAAAGACGUUUCACAAAAAGAGGAAUUCAAUAUUGAAGACAACAAGUACCGAACAUGCGUUAACCUACUCCUACAGCGUGGAGCUGAUCCUAAUGCUGCUUACUACCCAUGGCCAGUUCUGUACUUUGCUAUUAGAGCAGCUGAUGUAGAAAUGGCGAGGUCUCUUUUGUUGAAGAAUGCAUCCACUUCAGUCUGUCUCUCAGAUGAGGAAGGAGGUGUCACUCCUCUACACGUUGCCUGUGGAAUGCCUGGAAAGGAAGGAAUUCAAAUGACGGAAUUAUUGCUCAAUUCUCUUGCCGAUCCCAAUGCAAGGGCUGCACUUGACAACUCCUACUUGAACACAGCCCUGAGAGAAGAAUGGCAAUUGGAUAACAUAAGCCCAGAGGCAAAGUUGAUUCUAGGAGGACGCACUCCGUUACAUAUUGCUUGUGCACGAAAUGAUAAUUAUGAGGAUGCAGCUGCUAUUGUCAGGUUGCUGUUAGAGAAGAAAGCGAAUCCAAAUGUUUCAACAAAUGGUUUCUCUCCCCUUGCUUUAGCAAUUGCCUGGGGAAACAAACUGGCAGUGACAGAAUUACUGAAUAAUGGUGCUGAACCAAACCUGGAAUUAACACAUGGCAUUGGUAACAGUCUCUGUGUUGCUGUAACAACUCAGUUUGAAGAUCAAUGGAAUCUUGAAGACAGAUUUGAUUUGAUUGAAACAUUACUGAAGUAUGGUGCCAAUAUUCUCAGAGAAGUUCCCACUGGAGCCAAAAGAGUGAUGUCCUCAGUAGUUGACUAUGCCUAUUACAUGUUUAAUUUGGAUUCCCGUAUAGCUCACCUGCCAUACCAUGCACUGACAGUUGCUGAAAGAGUGACAUACAACAACAGAAAGCAGGUGCUCACUUUUCUGGGCACCAAAAUGCGAGAAGCUAUUCUUUCAGUGUCAAAGCAAAGUAUUAUGCGAGUAGAUUAUCUUCCUGAAGAUGCUAAAAAAAAAGGGAAGACCCUUCAGUUUGCGGAUAUUCGAGGAAAAGCAAAACAAGAAGAAGAAGAAGAAGAAGAAGAAGAAGUGCCAGACACCGAAGAAACUGUGGAAAGAGGCAAAAAAUCAAAUAAAGAAAGGCAAGCAGAAGUCAAGUAUUGUUACGACUGCUGCAGAUCUGCGCAUGUACACCUGAAAUCAUGCACUCGCUGCAAAGCCGUUUCCUACUGCAGUAAAAAGUGUAAAUCAACAGCAUGGACGGAUAGGCAUAAAACCGAAUGCCAAGGCAUAGUUGAAAACAGAAGAGCAAAGAAGAGAGGAGGUCAGGCACCCGACGCAAAGGCUAAAAAAUCUGGUAAAGGUCGGAAAGCCGGUAGAACUGGUAAAGCCGGUAGAACUGGUAAAGCUGGUAGAACUGGUAGAGCCAGUAUAGAUGGUAAAUUUGGUAGGUUCGGUAAAGCUGGAAACAUUGGAAAAAUAACUAAAUCCGAUAGAUUUAAACACUUUAAGAAAGGAAGCCCAUUUAAGUCUGGUAUGACAUUUGUGCCUGGUCUGAGUGAUAGAGUAUUAAGCAGAGAAGAAGUAUAUGGAAGCAACUACAGCCACAACUGAAUGGAAAUCUUACAUGAAAAAUCAGCUACAUUUAUAUAUUUCAUGUUAACUUGAGAUGUCUUUAGGUUCAUCUCUUUUACUUGUUUCAUUGCAAAAGCAGAGAGCAUGUUUCAGUACAGUAAAUUGCUUUAAUAAGAGAAGAAAAAGCAACAGAAUAAUUGCUCAGUGUUUAAAAAGAGAGAGAACACGGAAAAAUAAAAGAAAACAAAAUAAAAAUUUAAAAAAAACAAAA